Molecule: messenger RNA, 3669 nt
Organism: Bombina bombina (fire-bellied toad)
Lineage: Eukaryota; Metazoa; Chordata; Amphibia; Anura; Bombinatoridae
Gene: PHACTR4
Product: phosphatase and actin regulator 4
Exons: 13
Coding region: 20-2371 (783 amino acids)
Biological process (GO): neural crest cell migration; actin cytoskeleton organization
Molecular function (GO): actin binding
Source: RefSeq, a predicted model, not a curated record
UCAGGUAGGAGUUCCGGUGAUGUCAGAGGAGAGACGUACAGAACCCCAGGACACAGAAAGACAAGAGCUCGAAAGACCCCCGGGAACAAAGCGUGACCUUGAAGAAUCUGAUAACAGGGAGCCUGCCCCCUCUCUUCCCCCUGCCCCUGCAAUGGAGGACAGGAGUGCAGAGGAGGGGGACACACCUGCAAUACCCGCCGCCCAGCCCUCUCCCCCCACAAAGAGAAAGAGCAAGUUCUUGGGGUUUGGGAAAUUUUUUAAACCAUGGAAGUGGAGGAAGAGGAAAAGUAGUGAUACUUUCCGAGAGACUUCUGAGGUCUUAGAGAGGAAGAUAUCCAUGAGGAAACCCCGGGAGGAGUUGGUGAAGCGAGGGGUGUUAGUGGAGGUACCUGAAGAGGAUGCUACAACAGAGUCUCCUCCUUUGAAGAAUGGUCACAUGACCCCAGUCCCUGCAGAGCCGCCUGAGGAAAAUGGCGUAAAGAGGAUGAGCAGACAUGAUUCAUCUGGACCUCAACAAACCCCUGAAGUUGAUCCUGUGGUAGAUGCCAAACGUGAUGUCCCUAGACAUCCCCUUUUACCCCCAAAGAGAACACUUUCCACUACCCAAGAACACCCUGAGGGGCAUAUACCAGAUCCCAUGCCUCCUGUGACACGAACAUUGAGCUCCACAACUAAUGACACUCGGCCACGAAAUUCUACAAGCACCAACUCGCAGACACAGAGCCCUAAACCUGCUGACUCUCGACCACAUAAUUCUGCAUCCAAUGAUUCUCGGCCACAAAAUUCUAGGUCUGUUGAGACACGAAUACAGUCGAGCUCUGACACGCGACCACAUAGUUGGAGACCUACAGAUUCUCGGCCACAUAGUCAAUUACCAAUUGACACUCGGCCUCCAAGUUAUAUACAUCAUGAGACUCGUAACCAAAAUUCAGUACAAUCUGACUCUAAACCGCAAAGCUUUGUACCCUCACCAGCUCCCAGAAUCCUGAAUCCACCUUUAGCUCCGAAACAGCCUCCUGUUCCCCCACCUAAACCUCAGAACCGUAACAGUAACCCACUAAUGGCUGAGUUGUGUAUGGCACUUGGAGGAAGCACACUGACACCUGCUGGCUCUCGUCCCUCCCCACCUCUCCCUGCAAAGCGUGGCCCUGGCCCAUCCAUGGCUUCUGCAGGCGAAAAAGAAAAGACCUUUCAUUCUGCUCCCCCUCAUCCUGCCUCUGCUCCCCCUCAUCCUGCCUCUUCUCCCCCUCAUUCUGACUCUUCUCCCCCUCAUUCUGACUCUGCUCCCCCUCAUUCUGACUCUGCUCCCCCUUAUACUACUAAUGAACCUUCUGUGCCUCCUUCGCAUUCCCCUCCCCAACCUUCACACGUUUCGUCAUUUCCACCUGUGGAUCCACUACAAACACUAUCUAUUUCAAACACUGAUGAAGAGCGCGGGGAGUUGCCCAGCCAUCUGACACCAAUCCCUCUUCACAUCCGUAUUCAGCAGGCUUUAAACAGCCCACAGCCUGUACCCACUCUGGAUAGCUCUCAAAGGGCACAUUCCCUUCUGUUUGUGUCGAGUGAGACUGGCACUGCUGAAGAAAGGACUAGAGUGAGGUCCCUACCAGUCACUAUUGAAUUACUUAAAGUGCCGGACGAUGAUGACGAUGAGGAGGAUACCAGCCUGGGGGAGGACAGCUGGUCCCCAGAACCCUCUGAACCACCCACCUCUAGAGUAUACAUUGGGGAAGAGCCCUCGGUGACUGUGAUACCAGUUUAUCUGCCUCCAUGCCUGCAGGAGGAAGAUGAAGAUGAGGGUGUCAGUGACAGUGAUUCUGAAGGACCAAUCCUAUACAAAGAGGAAGAGGAGGAUGAAGAGGAAGAACAAAGCUCUUUGGCCAAUAAAGUGAAAAGGAAGGAUACACUUGCCAUGCGUUUAAAUGGGAGGACAGGCUCUGAAGAGUCAAGCACAGAACUACCACAUCGCAGCAGAGAGGAAUGGAAUCAGAUACGGCAGCAAAUUGGUACCCAACUGAACCGGAGACUGAGCCAGAGGCCUACAGCUGAGGAGCUGGAACAGAGGAAUAUCUUACUGCAGAAGAACGAAGCAGAUAGGUUGGCAGAGAAACGUGAAAUCAAAAGACGUCUCACGCGAAAGCUCAGUCAGAGGCCCACAGUUGCCGAACUGUUGGAGAGAAAAAUACUUCGGUUUAAUGAAUAUGUGGAGGUAACGGAUGCGCACGACUAUGACAGAAGGGCAGACAAACCAUGGACUAAGCUAACACCUGCAGAUAAGGCUGCAAUACGCAAGGAACUUAACGAGUUUAAGAGCUCAGAAAUGCAAGUUCAUGCAGAAAGUAAACACUACACCAGGUUCCAUCGGCCUUAACCUGCUGCCUGGGUGCAGAGAUAUUAAUAUGGGGCAAAAAGCACUUAUUACUGGCCUCUCUAUUCUGUGCCAACAACAAGACAUGACCACUGGCAGUCCUUAUUCCUGCACCUAAUUAAGAUGUCUGAAAAGCAAUACAGGAUUAUAAGAAGCUCCCAUGACCCUUCUGUGCUUCCCUACUGCCUCUUUCUGUAAAGUGGACAUUGGAGAUAUAACUGGAACCCUCAGAAACCCUUGAAAUGAUGGACCACAACGAAAUUAUUCCUUCACAACUUGGAUACUGCAGAUAACUUUAUUUCCCUUCAUAACUUAGGUACACUGUCGGCUAACAGUGGUUGCAGUUCCCAGGUGCCUUAUUGCGGGAGAAAAUACGGGACUAAGGCUGGCCCUUUCUCCAGGAUUUUUAUGAAAUUUAACAGCACCCUACAAAGUGGCAGCUCUUGUACUCCCUGGCAGGGCUGGGGUCAUACUGUCAUUCUUUGAGGUGCUUCAGGAGUUGCAAUACUGCUCAGGGAUUAAUUUAUCAUGCAGAAUGUGGGAUGUAAAACGAUUGAUUGUGAUCUAUGCAUUUUAUGCCUUUGCUCCCCAAAUCUGCUUACUCUGCAGCUGCUGCUCAUACACCCAAGGCCUAUACAGGUGUCAUAUACCCUGUGACCCCACUACAUACCUUAACAAUGCAUAUGGGGUUGAUUCUUAACUAGGACUUCACUAAAGACCCUAUUGACAUGUAACGGUUAAUAACAAAAUAUAUCAUUAAUCUAUUGAACUCUAUUUCCUUGUUCAAACUGAGGAGAUGGUUCUAUAGAAAGAGAGAACUUUUUUAUAUAUAUAUAUAUAUAUUGGGUUUUUUUGUUUUUUUUAAAUCAUGGUUGGAAGUGGAAUAUAGGAAGGAUUAUCAAAAUACAAACGGUUAAUUAACACUACGCCUUAUACUAAACCUUUAGUGUGCAUUAUUGAAACUUUCUGGUCUUGAGGGGCCCUCUGAAUUUUUAAAUGUGUGUGUUUCCAUAUACACCAAACUGCUCUCCCUAUGACAUUACUGACAGGCACUCUCAACUGGAAUUUUACGUCCGUAUGUAUGUGCAUAUGUGUAUAUAUAUAUGUAUGUGUGUGUGUGUGUGUGUAUGUAUGUAUGUAUGUAUGUAUAUAUAUAUAUAUAUAUAUAUAUAUAUAUAUAUAUAUAUAUAUAUAUAUAUAUAUAUAUAUAAAUGUGGAUAGGAUCAGCGUCUGUAUAUCCGUUUGACUAGAUCUGAAUUUUAAUGAUAAAAAUAAAACAGAACAAAUUAUUUUAGAAAAAA